Messenger RNA from Lolium rigidum, 967 nucleotides. RefSeq lists its product as uncharacterized. Lineage: Eukaryota; Viridiplantae; Streptophyta; Magnoliopsida; Poales; Poaceae. The transcript is spliced from 6 exons. The record is from RefSeq and is a predicted model, not a curated record. Bases 1 to 690 code for a protein of 229 amino acids.
AUGUCGAGCCUCGCCGCCGCCGCCCUCCGCCGCGCCGUCACCGCGUCCGGGGCGCGCUCUCUCUCGAUCUCGGGGGCGUUCUCCCCGGCAUCAUCUCGUCUCUUCUCCGCCGACGCGGCCGCCGCCGAGGCGGGAUCACAGGGCGACGACUCGUUCCUCAAACCGUCCGACGCAGGCUUGAUCUAUGGAAGGUUGUACAGUCCUACUGCCGGAGGCAACCGCCUUGGCAAGAACGUGCUGAAGACUGACAUUAUCCAUCACCUUGACAAAUGUGAAUUGUCACCGGAGGACGUGAAGAUUGAUUACAACAGGGGAUACUAUCCCAUGGCCGCGUUGUUGAAGUUCCCUUCCAAGGAAUCAUUUAACAAAGCAGCAAGGCAAACAGGUCGCAUGUACAGGCUUGAGAGGGCAAGUCGCGAGCUGUGGGAACAAAAGCCAUCUCUUGAUGGAAAAGCUGUACUGUUGCAAGGAGUUCCUCGAAAUGCUCAAGCAGAUGAUAUCGAACGAUUUUUGAGCGGCACUAACUAUGAACCACCUCCAUUUGAAAGCUUUAUCAGGCCUGGCAUCCCAGAGCCCAUAAGAGUGGUGCUUGUUAGGUUCCGCACGAAGGCUGAUGCGACCAAUGCCUUCAUUGCUAAAAACAGGAGCUUCUGCCUGAACAAUCCUGUUAGCAUGAGGGUUAUUCAGUAACCUAUCUAGUCUUGCGAUAUUUGUAUCAACUCCUUCCCAGUCAACCUUGGUAGCAUCCUAAGUCUGUCGACUCAUGUGGUAGAAAUGUCUGAUUUUAUACGGUCCUGCAACCGACAGCCUGAUUUAUGUUUUUUUUUUUCUGCUUGUGCUCAGUUCAAUUGCACCUUUUUCCUUUCAAAUAUUCUCAUAUGUAACUUGAAAGUGAUGUCAGUUGUUUCCCUUCACAGUACAAGCAGAACGAGUUCACCCAAUAAAUGUUUAUACGCACGAUUUUCUU